Messenger RNA from Cynoglossus semilaevis (tongue sole), 3475 nucleotides. It is a transcript of the gene tollip, whose product is annotated as toll interacting protein. Bases 157 to 1002 code for a protein of 281 amino acids. The record is from RefSeq and is a predicted model, not a curated record. Gene Ontology annotation, molecular function: ubiquitin conjugating enzyme binding; ubiquitin binding. Lineage: Eukaryota; Metazoa; Chordata; Actinopteri; Pleuronectiformes; Cynoglossidae. Gene Ontology annotation, cellular component: cytoplasm. Gene Ontology annotation, biological process: ubiquitin-dependent protein catabolic process. The transcript is spliced from 6 exons.
UGGUACGUUUCAAACUAAUAGAGAAAGAAGAAGAAGAGCAGCUCAUCCUGAGUGAUUGCGAGUGAUCGGCAACGAAGGUGUUUGAUGUUUUAAUACACUUUUGGUAUUGGAGAACUUUCUGGAAUUUUCUUCCUGCUGUGAGAGAAAAGAGAUAAGAUGGCGACCACCAUCAGCACCCAGCGAGGACAGGUUUAUAUCGGGGAGCUUCCUCAGGACUUCCUGCGGAUCACUCCCACCCAGCAGCAGCAGCAGGUCCAUAUGGAUGCUCAGGCAGCCAGGCAGUUGCAGUACGGUGGAUCCAUUGGCACAGUGGGCAGACUUAGCAUCACUGUUGUCCAGGCCAAGCUGGCGAAAAACUACGGAAUGACACGAAUGGAUCCAUACUGUCGGAUCCGACUAGGCUACGCAGUCUAUGAGACGCCAACUGCUCACAAUGGAGCCAAGAACCCUCGCUGGAACAAAGUGAUUCAGUGCACGGUUCCUCCCGGCGUGGAUUCCUUUUACUUGGAAAUCUUUGAUGAGAGAGCAUUUUCUAUGGAUGACAGAAUUGCAUGGACUCACGUCACUAUUCCUGAGCGUCUGAGGGAUGGCACCGUGGUGGAUGAGUGGUUUAGUCUCAGUGGAAGGCAGGGUGACGACAAGGAGGGCAUGAUCAACCUGGUCAUGUCUCUGGCUACCAUACCAGCANCUCGGACCGUGCCAGCAGUAAUGAUGUCUCAGCCCGUGGUGGUGAUGCCUUCAGUGUAUCAACAGGGAGUGGGAUAUGUGCCCAUCACAGGAGUGCCCACUGUCUACAACCAGGGAAUGGUGCCCCUGGCCGUGCCGGGUGCCAUGCCGACCGUCGGGAACCAGGAGACCAUGUGCAGUGAAACAGAACUGAAGGCCCUGCAGGACAUGUUCCCCAACCUGGACAAGGAGGUGAUCCGCACUGUGCUGGACGCCCAGCAGGGCAACAAGGACGCUGCCAUCAACUCACUGCUGCAGAUGACUGAGGAGCUUUAACCAACACACACACACACACACAGCAGCCAUAUGAGUCCUGCUCUACAACUGUUUACCACAAAGAAUCAGUCGUUCCCAUCGUCAACUCCACUGUGACUUCUAGUAAAGGGAUAGUUCAUAUUUUUAUGAAGCGUAUGAGGUACUGACAUGUAGUUCUGCCAGAGCUCAUCGCUACAACUGCCACCUGCUGGCCAUUUUAAGUCUACAAUACCUUGAAGAGUUUGUUCCCUGGUUACUUUAACAGGAAAAUUCUAGGGGUUUGUUUCAACCGUCAUGCUUUUAACACCAAAGUCCAUAAAGAACAAUUUGAAUUCUCAGUUUGGAGAAGCACAGAGGCUUCUGAUCUACUGCUGCCUCAUGUGGCUGGUUUGUGUAACUGCAGUUAACUCAAACUGAGUGACUGGUCCAAGUAUUUGCAGCAGCAGCAGUGGAUCAGCAUCUUCUCUCUGCGCUCAUGUCCAACCACUAACAGUCGCAGUUUCAGUCUGAAUUUCAAUUAAUUUUUUCAAAAAAUGUAUCAAUGUUAUUCUUUCAACCAAUCAAAAAAGGUCUCUUUGCACAGACCUGAACUAUUCCUUGAAGAGUAGAAGUAGCCUUGGCUUUCUCCACAAACACACUGGAGCCUUCCACAACACCACUGCGUUAACCUUUGACCUUCAACUGGUUGUUUAUUGCUAUUAUUGACACACAGAAGAGUUCAUGUCAUUUUUUUUAAUUAGCUGUUUUUAUCAGUAUCACACGAUCUCCCAGCCCUAAUUACUAAUCACAGCGUGCCCCACGUAAGUUCUGCGUCUCUCAGUUCUUGGUGGUAUUAGAACCUGCCUCCAGUCAUUUGCCGUGAGCAGCUUCAUGUUUUACAGUUGUAUCUGUACCAUGUUUAGUGAUUAAGUGAAGUGAAUUGGUUAAGUUAUUAUAAAGUGUAUUUCAUGACUGUAAAUACUGAGAGUAAAGACAAUCUGUUUCAAACUACAGAAGCUGUCAUUGUGUCUCAGUGUGAGGCCUGUGUUUGACAGAAUCAUGGGUAAAAACCAUGUCAUGGUUGUUGUAAAAACUGAUGUUCCAGUUGAUUUAGGUGAUCAUCCCCGCGACCUUUUAGAAAGCUGAUUCUUAGUUGUCCUCUAAAGUGUUGCCUGUACUGUUUGGUUCUUAAGGACUCACAACUUGUAGAGUGCUGAAAAGACGGAGCCAAAAGCAGUGAUAUGAACUCAGCAGCUGUGAGGAUCAGGAGAGCAUUAGCCUGUGGAGAACUCUGGUUUGGUUCAUGUUUUAUUUCUAAUCAUUGCAGAAUCGUUCAUGUAUAUUUUUAGGAAAUCCAGUCUGUUCGGUUCCAUAAACACAAAUAUAACAACUGAUUAUUUCAUUUUAUUUUGAAUGUCCAAUAAUGUCUGUACACAGACUCUACCGACUAUCCUUACUACUGUGUGUAUUUAUGUGUAUAUUUGACCACAUUUGAAAAGUACAAUUAACCUAUUUAUGUGAUCCCAAAAAUAUUAAUUUUAUUUUCUUUACUAAUAACAUUAGUUGUGUUAAGACAGGGCAGAACAUGGACAGGCCCACUGGGGUCUUGAUUGGACAAGCUCAUUACAGUGACAAUCAUCAUACACCUGCAUUCAUGCUUUGAAUUAAAAAUCAUUCCAUAUUUGGCUUUUGGAAAUGUGAGAUUUCCAACCUGUGUGUUUACGGAACGUUUUUUUCUGAAGUAGAAACGUUGAAAAACUCUGGACCCUGACAUGGUGGUUUACGUCAGAGCCGACUGCAGGCUUAGCACCCCCUGCUGUAAAGUUAGCAAGGGAGCCAGAGGCUAACAACAAAAAAAAAGUUUUCUUUAAUUCUACCAUUUGUCAAGAGUUUCUUUUCCUCUAUCCUUAUCAGUCUUUUCCAACGAGGAACAAAGGUUUCCAAAAUGUUCUCUCCCUUCAUAAUAAUCAUUGAUAGAAUCUUGAACAGGUGUGGAGUUCAGGUUUGAGAUUCCUAUCUUCUUUUUAAAGUAGAUAUAAAUAUUUUUCUGUGUGCUGAAAUCUAUGUUGUCUCUACAGAGUACUGUAGGGGGCACUCACCACCUUAGAGCUUACUCUGUCAGUAUCCCAUGUUACGACUCUUCCUACAGAAACUUCAUGGAAACCUUUUGUGGUUAAUGUUUUUGUGCUUUAAAUAUAUCUGUCCUGUACAGCAGGCUGUGAAACCACAAGCAGAGCUUUAAAUGUUGGUUUUCAUUACAGUAUUUAACAGAGUUAUUAAACAUAACCUUUUCUAGUUUGUGAUGCAUCAUAUGCAGUCUGCCAUUGGUUCCAUGUUUGUGCUGAUAAGGUUUUGGUGAUGUUAUGAAGUCUGUGUUUAUCCACUGUCUGUCCACUGCGUUAGCGUCUGGAGCUGCUCACUUCAUUUGCAUAUUUUCAGAAUACUAAUUUAAAGCUGCUAUCUGUGGAAUAAUUUGUCCAAAUCUCUAUUAAAUAGCUCUAUACUGGAACAUUGA